Molecule: messenger RNA, 4700 nt
Organism: Syngnathus acus (greater pipefish)
Lineage: Eukaryota; Metazoa; Chordata; Actinopteri; Syngnathiformes; Syngnathidae
Product: SITS-binding protein
Exons: 11
Coding region: 30-2381 (783 amino acids)
Source: RefSeq, a predicted model, not a curated record
CAGAGCGCACAGAUAGUGCAGGGCUACGCAUGGGGGGUCUCUCUCUUACCGAGUCGACCUUGGCCGCUGCGUCCACACUGGAAGCUCCACUGCUUUGGCAAACCCUCCCGAUCCCCCCACCAAAUCCCUCUCUCCAACUUUCAUGUGAAGAAAGAGCGCGGCGUUACGUCAGACAGUGCGGGGCAAACGAGAGCGCGUCUUUGGGCUAUUCGUGGGCACUGCUGCCAAACUCAGCUUGGGGCAGCUCACCACUUUACUGCGGCCAAUGCACAUUGAAAAAUCCAGAUUUUUUUUUUUUUAAAAACAGCGGCGCUAUGUGGAACCCUAGCCCCAUUCCGGAGGUAACAUGGGACACAGGCUUGAAGGAGAUGAACGAGACGUGGAAAGGAGCGAUAGCGUGUCUCGGGGUGGCCGUCUUCUUUGUAAUGACGAUUGGGAUCAUUUACUGGCAAGUGGUGGACCAGCCCAACAAGAACUGGAUCCUUAAGGGGACUUUGAGCGGACUGAUCUGGGAGAGAAGAACCCACUCGCUGGUCAUCCAGACGCUAACUGAGGACAAGACCUACGUAGAGAUAGACGUCGAGAACGUGGGGAACCCUGACCUGGAGGUCCCAUUUGUGAGAAACUUGUGCUGGCUCAACAAGACCGAGUUCUGCUACACGUGGGACGCAGUAGCUGAGAUCAAAAUCUCCCUGGAUGUGAACGAGGACACCGGGACUGAGUGCUACAGCAUGACCUGGACUCCGGUGCAGUGCCAUGUGCAGCUCAAGGACUGCUUCUCCAUGACGAACGUAUCCUGGUAUGGCGGCGCCAGUGUGAACGGUCAGACGUGGCCUAUUAAUGAUCAAAAUGCCACUGUGCAGCCCUUUGUUGUCAGCGAUCUCAAGGAGAAUCCCUCAGGUUUCGGCUCAGCUCUGGAGCGAUACUUCCUCGGCUCAUCAGGUGUUGCAGUGCUGGUGUCUCCAGACAUCCCUCUGCAGCUGGGCUUGGAGAGCAGACAACAAUUCUGCUUGCAAUCACUGCCCAGUAUGACACUUCUGCCCUUGCAGUACACUGUUUGCGUGGCCAACAAUGUGAAGGCUGUACACCAAGAAGCAAUGCAGCAGCUCUCCCAGCUCACUCGGGAGAUACCCGACCUUAAGGCGCUGUGGCUCCCAUCCUGGAAGCUCCUCAGCAACGUGGAUUCAGGGCUGAAGGUGGAGAGGGAGCUGAGGACCUUCUCUAAUCGUCUUAGAAGACACCAGCUAGGGGAUGGAAUCAUCAGCCUUAAUGAACAUUCCACCAACCUCCUUUCUGAAAUGGACCAGGACUACCUCAAUAGCAGGAAGAGGGGGGCGUCUAAAAGACGCAGCACCGACCUCCCACUUGUGAAGCUUCUUAACAUUUCCGUCACUCUGUCCCCUUUCCUGAGCGUGGACACCACGCAGUUCCAUACAUCUCUUAUGGAUGGUACUGAGGCCUUCUGGCUUAGUCUUCCCUCCGCACCACAUGGACAGUUGGUCCCUUUGAUGACUCAGUGGCGAGGGAAAUUCUGCGUAAAGCUGAAUGUCACAAACCCUGGAGCCGUGAGCUGGUUCCUGGACAGAGUUGGAGCCAUACAGGCCCAUUUGGGAAUGGAGUAUAUCCUGCUGGAAGGGGGUGAGAAGAAUCUCUUUGAGGAGCAGGCCCUGCGGUCACCGGAGGCUCUAGGUGGGGACACAUACAUCAGCCUACUGGCUGAUGUGGCCGCCAGAAUUGGAGACUCCACUAUCAUGUCAGCGGGGACAAGGUCUAGCCACAAACCAGUGUUUCUCAGGAUGACUUCUCUGCAGUCUGACUGGAGCCUAAUGGGUCUGAAGGGGAUCAUUCCUUGUCUGCUGCACCACACUGUGCUGGGAUACAACUUCCUCAUUCCCGAUGCAGUAGGUGGAUCUCUAUCUGGAGACAUGGUCACAGAUGAGGAGUUGUACAUUCGUUGGCUGGAGAUUGUGUCCUUCCUCCCGGUAAUCAGUUUCCAUACACCCCCAUGGGUCUGCGGAGAGGACUGGGUGCUAAACUUAACACGGGUAUACAUAACAAAGCACCAGAGGGAUGUGGUACCACUCAUAGAAAAGUAUGCCGAAGAGUGGCAGGAGACGGGAAGCCCCAUCUAUCGGCCCCUGUGGUGGCUCAGUCCAGAGGAUCCAGUGACCUUCACCAUCGAUGACCAGUUCCUCAUUGGAGACGAGGUUCUGGUGGCACCGGUGGUGGAGAGGGGAGCAGUGAAGAGGGACAUUUACUUACCUGACGGGGGCUUCCAAUGGCAGGACAGUCAAAAUGCUCAGGUGUUUGAUGGAGGGACGCUCCUGGAGGACUACCCUGUGCCUUUAGAGGCGGUGGGUGUCUUCUUACGGCGAAGAUGAGUGACAGGUGACUCAUCCUGUUACUGUCUGCUAUCAUUUUUGAAACACGUGCUGUUUUAAACUUGCACUCUUUCCACAAGAGACCAUUCACCCUGCCUCAAUGCCAUGAAUUGAGACAACUUGUAAAAAUAUAUCUUUAUACUUGCACUUUACAGUUCAACAUGACUUCUAAUUCUGUUUUCCUUUAGGUGUAUUUUCUUCCUUUUUUUUUAAAGACUGUUUAUCAGUUUUACCUCUUAGCUGAUUUCAAUUUGAUUUUUUUUUUGUUCUGCUUCUUUGUAUGUAAGUUCUGGAGAAAUCUGUGCGUUUACAUACAUUUUGUUUUCUACAGUCUAUACAUUUAUUAGCUGCUGCUGUCUCUAUUGACAAGGAGGAGCAAAGCAAGACCCUUGUUGCUUGAAAUAUCUCUCAAGAAGACCAAAUGAAGUGAAAUGAAAUGAAUGGGCUUAAUUGAGGGAACGAUAGCUUACAGGAAGAUUUGUGCAGACACAAUGCUUGCUCACACAUUUUGAAAGAAGGCUUUUACUUGAAUUUCUUGAGCCACAGGGCUAAUGUUUGAAUGAAUGUACCUCACCCUCAAAUUGUCACUGUUUUUCGGACUCAACGGACAAAGUACGUAUAACCCCUUACGACCUACUAUUAAUACACAGUAAUGGUAUUAGAUCAGUGUACCACUCUGUUGACCUAUGAAUGUCCUGUAGUACUGUAGGCCACAUGAACAUGAGGCCAAGUCACUGAUAAUUGUAAUAUUUUCACUUCCUCUGAACCUGUUUCUAAUAUGCUGCAGCGAGAGCUUUUAAUGGCCAUCUUUCGUAUUUUUAUAUUUUUAAGUUGCUCGAUGUUGUGUUGAGGCCCUUAACAACAUCACAGUAGUGGGAGAGCAUAAAGAUGCACAAAAUAAUCAAACUCGAUCUGCUGUACUUGUCCACAAUUAAAUAAGGGCGAUCUAAAGGUCUGGAAUUAAAAAGAAAAAAAAUCUUUACUUUAGUGCAGUUCUGGUGGUGUAGAACUGAGCUGUACCAUACUGAGAGAUGCCUACUUUGAUGAUUUUUUGAUAGUGCAUCGAAUAAAUCACAUUAUUAUUUCAGUAGUUCAACUCGGAAAGUGAAAAUAAGUCAUUUUGAUUUACUACACGAAGUGAAAUUUGACGAUUAAUGGUUACUUGAUAACUCAAAAUUCACCAUCCCAGUAAAUUAGAAUAUAUAUGUUUCCAGUGGCACGGAAUCAAAAGUGAGAAUUUUCAUCAUUCAUCAUUGUCAAUCAUUGUCAGGCUAUCUCAACUAUAUUGUACAGGUGAAACAUACUGUGGGGGAAUUAAAAAAAAAAAAAAAAGGAAGGAAUGUUUGUAUCAAAAUAUGUUUCAUCAAGAAGCACUGAAAUUUUCUUGCUUCUGCCAUCUGGCCAUUGUCAUUUCUGUUGUACUGUAGAGCGUUAUGCUUAUAUAUUGCCUUGCUGUGGAUGUAAAUUGGGUCGGCUAAGUAUUAAUAGGGCUGUGUGUACAUCAAUCAUGGAGACAUGUAGCAUCCUCAUUGAUUUGUCUGUUAUCCAUUGCAACUGAAACAAUAAUAGCGGGAAUUCACUUGCCCUUAUCACUAAUUGCAUUUCCAUGUAGUUUUACCACACUGUGUUAUUGACCUACUCUUGACAUCACAUCCAUUUCUUCAGGAUAGUCAGUUUUUUUUAAUUGUUUUUUUUUAUCUGGACUAAAUACUCUGCCGAUAAUGUAUGUUCUGGAGUGAUUUGUAUAUUCUUAUUCAUGUGCAAUCGUAUUCAAACCUAUACGUAAUCACUUUGCACAAUGAGACGGCGCUUUACAUUUCUUAUUCAAUCGUAUUUGUUUGGCUUUUAUUGAAAUGAUGUGGAGAUACAGAUGGAUAGAAUGCGUUAGCGCUUACAUUUUCUGAAACGGAUCCGUUUACUGCAUCAACCCUCAGGUCUCCUGAAACGUAUCCAAUCACCCAAUGUCUUAGUUCAACACGUUGAUGUCUUAAUCUCUCCUAAAAUAAUGAAUGUACAAUGGACAAACUGUGAUGUUUCCCACGCGAGCUAUUCACCUGAGGAGCUUUACAGUUUAAACUCCUAAUGCGUUGCAGAAAUGCUGUGGUAUGUUGAACUGCAGGUAGUGCUUUGUUAUUUGCUCUACAGACUGAGCAGACUCUUUGUGCCUUAAUCUAAUCCGGACAACACAAAUGCCUGGAUUAUUGCGAUAUCAGCAAUGUACAUAUUACGAUGACUGUGCCAUUAUUAAUGUUUUUUUUCUCUUCUGUAAAUCAGAGAAUCUAGAAUGACUAAUUUGCAAAUAAAGUUUACAUUUUCUUA